ACUGAAUCACAGGGCAUUAAGGAGGAAAGGCACAGGCAGAAAGUCAAGUGUAGAGAAACUUCUUCAGAAAUGAGCUGUAUUCUCCAAACAGCUUAUUAGUCACUUUCCCAAUAACUUUAUUUAUUUUACUAAAGUACUUAAGAAGGUUUUUUGUAAGAUAACUUUGAUAAUGAGACUAAGUGUGGGGGUAUUUUUUGGAGGCUUCUUUGCAGCUCUGGGGGUUUUGCUUUUUUUGGUGGCAUUUGGAACUGAUUAUUGGCUUCUUGCUACGGAAAUAGGAACGUGUUCAAAAGCACCUGAAGAUGCUGGGGGAGAGAAGGCCACUUUCCAUCAUGAAGGUUUCUUCUGGAGGUGCUGGUUUAGUGGAAAUGUAGGAGAGAAUAAUGCCAGCAUGUGGAAUUUCUGGUAUACUAACCAGUCGCCUUCUAAGAAUUGUACACAUGCUUAUCUGUCACCAUUUCCUCUUAUUCGAGAUGAACACAACUCAACCUCCUAUGAUUCUGCAAUCAUUUAUCGAGGUUUCUGGACAGUUCUUAUGCUCCUGGGAGUAGUCACUAUCGUGAUGGCUAGUUUCUUCAUCAUCUGUGCAGCUCCUUUUGCCAGCCACAUUCUGUACAAAGCAGGAGGAGGCUUUUUCAUCAUUGCUGGUGUCUUUUUUUCGCUGGUAGUCAUGAUGUAUGUCAUCUGGGUCCAGGCGAUGGCUGAUCUGGAAAGCUACACAGACAUGAAAAAAAUGGAUUGCCCAGACUUUGCUGUUUAUGUGCGUUAUGGCUGGUCUUUUAUGCUGGCUCCUAUAGGAGUAUUUUUUGCUUUAUUAGCAGGGAUGCUGUUUUUGUUGGUAGGCCGUUCCAUUUAUUUACACUCAGACUAAAUGUACACUGCUUAAGGCAAUACAGUAGGAAAGAAAUCCUAGUAAAGCUUCAUCACUGGAACACAAUUUUAUACAUUACCUUUAUGGCAACCCUAAGUGUGCAGGCAGACUUUUGGAAGUUCUUCUGCAGACUUUUGGAAGUUCUCUGUUACUUGUUUAAGGGUAAAGGACACAAAACUCAUAAAGGAAACCACCUUUAGCCUCAAAUAGUUGUUUUCAAUUCUUUAGUAAGUACACUUGUGGUUCUCCAUAUUGUACUAUUAGCAACAUAUUUGCAGUUUUGCAGCUAGAGAAAGGCAAAAUUUUUCUGCAGCCUAAAGCCCAACAUGAAGUGUGCCAAGUCAACAUUUUAUACAUCUUUUGUGCUUCUACUUGUGGAAAAUGGUACAAGGCAGAGGAGACAACAAGCAUUCACACACAGUAAUUCAAUCUGCCCUCUCUUCUGUUUUCCACUUCUUGCCUUAGCUUCAGUAUAAGCAAACAUGUCUGCACUUCAUAAAAAUAGAGUACAGUUGUUCAUACAGCAUCCGUGCGAAGAGGACGAGAGAGAAGACAAUUGCCAUGAACAGCGACCUGGUGCUAGUCUGUACAUGUAUAAGCCUAACUGCUUCCGUUACACGUUUCUCUUUUCUGUAUGCAUUUGAAAGCUGUAUACUUCUGUGUUCUGAAAUCCACAUAUUUUGCAUGAUUCUAUAAGCCAAAAUGCCAUAGUUAAAUCACUAGCUAAAGUUAUGCCAAAACUGUACUUUGCAUUAUAGCAUUAAUAUUUUAACCAAGUUUUAAUCCUUUUAUUUUUGUCUGGAAUAGUCGGCUUCUCCACAAACAUUUUCCUGGUUGUGUAAAAUUACUUUUUUAUUAAAAAAAGGUUUAUUAUGAAGACAAUAUCUAGGACAUGAAAAUGUAUAUUUCAUGUAGCCUUCAUUUUCUCAAAUAUUAAAAAUCCACAUUAAAGACCAAAUCCAACUCACCUACUAGUCAUCCCAAGGAAAGCAGUGAGCCUAGCAGGGGAGAUGGAUUUGGUUCUGUAUUGAUUGUAGGAGUGGCUGGUUCUCUGUGUAUAUGUGUGUGCACGUAUAUUUGGAAGAUGGGGUGAGGAUGGGACUGUAUGCAUGGCAUGAAAAAGAUGGGGUGGGGUUUUAACAAUGGGGAAACUGUCUGGCAUUGGCCCCAAGUUGAAAUUAAAUCCAUCUGAGAGUC
This is a messenger RNA of Pezoporus flaviventris, 2068 nucleotides long. It is a transcript of the gene TMEM182, whose product is annotated as transmembrane protein 182. Lineage: Eukaryota; Metazoa; Chordata; Aves; Psittaciformes; Psittacidae. The record is from RefSeq and is a predicted model, not a curated record. The transcript has 5 exons. Gene Ontology annotation, cellular component: membrane. The coding region runs from base 170 to 871 and encodes 233 amino acids.